Oryza brachyantha (malo sina) is the source of this 2018-nucleotide messenger RNA. Its product is annotated as DEAD-box ATP-dependent RNA helicase 38. Gene Ontology annotation, cellular component: nucleus; cytoplasmic stress granule. Bases 122 to 1639 code for a protein of 505 amino acids. Lineage: Eukaryota; Viridiplantae; Streptophyta; Magnoliopsida; Poales; Poaceae. Gene Ontology annotation, molecular function: RNA helicase activity; ATP binding; RNA binding. The record is from RefSeq and is a predicted model, not a curated record. The transcript has 8 exons. Gene Ontology annotation, biological process: poly(A)+ mRNA export from nucleus.
CUUUCCAAGUAAAAAAAAAAACGAAAAGGAAUUAAAAAAAAACGCGAACCGACUGCGCGAGUAGCACGCUGAGCAUUCGCCUCUCUCCCCUUCUCGGUUGCUCUCGAUCUGCGGCGGCGAGAUGGCCGACGGCGGGAAGGCGGCGACGCCGGAGAAGAAGUCGUGGGCCGACGUGGAGGAGGAGGAGGAGGCCAAGGCCAAGGCCGCCGCGGAGGCCGAGGCCGCCUCGUCGUCUUCGACGAGCGCGCCGGCGGUGGACGCGCAGGCCAAGCAGAUUGAGGCGCUCUCGCUCUCCGUGCCGGAGGAGGAUGGGGCCGGCGGCGGGGCGGGGGACGACCAGGGCCCGCCCCUCCUCGACGACUCCGAUGAGUCCCAAAUCCAAGCCGUGACGUCGGGAGGCACGGUGUAUGAGUCGGCGGCGGCCUUCGAGGAUCUGAAGCUGACGCAGGAGCUGCUCAAGGGGCUGCACGACGAGAUGGGGUUCAGCCGCCCGAGUAAGAUCCAGGCGGUCACUCUCCCCAUGAUCCUCACGCCGCCCUACAAGGACCUGAUCGCGCAGGCGCACAACGGCUCCGGGAAGACCACCUGCUUCGUCCUCGGCAUGCUCAGCCGAGUCGACCCUAACCGAAGGGUCCCGCAGGCCAUCUGCAUCUGCCCCACCAGGGAGCUCGCCCAGCAGAAUAAGUCAGUGCUUAUGAGAAUGGGAAAAUUUACUGGCAUUACCUGUGCCUGCGCAAUCCCACCGGCUCAGAAAGAUUAUGUGCCGAUGGCCAAAAUGCCAGCGGUUACUGACCAGGUGGUGAUCGGCACUUCUGGGACGCUUAUGAAGUGGAUUAAUCAUAAGAAGCUAGCAACAAGGGAUAUCAAGAUACUUGUAUUUGAUGAGGCAGACCAUAUGCUUGCCGAGGAUGGCUUCAGGAGUGAUUCUGAAAGGAUUAUGAGGGAUAUACAAAGAAGCGCUGGUGGCUGUCAGGUGCUUCUCUUCUCUGCGACGUUCAACGAGAGAGUUAAAGAUUUUGUUACAAAGGUCAUUAAGGACGGAAAUCAAAUAUUUGUGAAGAAGGAAGAGCUUACUUUGGAAAAAGUCAAGCAAUAUAAAGUUCAAGUCCCUAACGAAAGGGCCAAAAUAGAUGUCAUAAAGGACAAGAUUUUUGAGUUUGGACAAAAAGUUGGUCAGGUUAUAAUAUUUGUUAGAACAAAGCAAAGUACUAGGGAUGUCCACAAUGCUUUGACAUUAGAGGACUAUGUAUGCUCCUCGAUUCAAGGAUCCCUUGACCAAUCAGAGAGGGAAAAGAUAAUACAGGAAUUCAAAAAUGGGUACACCAAGGUUCUUAUAUCAACUGAUGUUCUUGCUCGAGGUUUCGACCAAGCACAGGUUAACCUCGUUAUCAAUUAUGACAUGCCAAUCAAGUUUGGCACAAGAGAUGAACCUGAUUAUGAGGUGUACCUGCACAGAAUUGGCAGAGCUGGUCGCUUUGGCCGAAAAGGAGCUGUUUUCAACUUGCUGUGUGGAGAAACAGAUAACACUGUGAUGAGAAAGAUUGAGGACUACUUCCAGCACAGAGUACCUGAGGUUCGCAAUUGGCAAAGCGAGGAAGAUUUUGAAAGAGCUCUUAAGGAUGCUGGCCUGGUUGAGUAACGCAUAAGUCGUGCUCUUCCUUUGGACGAAAUGGCACAUGAUUUACCAGCUGCCACAGCAAACAGUCAGAGCUUCUUGAGCUCAUCCUAGGUUGUUUUAUAGCGAAGGUUGUAUGUUAAGAGUUGUGAAUUAUCGUUAAAUGAACUCCUUCCAACAAUUUUGAUGCUAUGAGCUUAUACGGAGCAAAGGUGUUCCUUCGCUAUUUGGUGGGAGUAGCGCCCGUUGCCGUUGCCAGUACUAGGGUUACACAUUUUUAUGUUACAUCGUGUACUUAAACUGGAACCUGUUUGGUUUAUUUAGGGCUGUCUCGUGUCGUCGAGAUGCCUGUACCGGUGUACGUUACGUCCUUGUGAAAAACUGGAAAGAUCAUUCUGCGUCA